CGCUUUUAUGAUUGGACUAUCGUGCGCGUGGGGUUGUUAGCAUUAUAUGCUGCUCUCGUCGUCAACAGCGGCUGUGUAAGUUUGAUUUCGCUGCCCUCACAGCGAGGGCAUUAAUAUAAACCCCUGCAGACAGCGGCUCCGAGUGCAGCUUGUGAAGACGUAGCGUCUGUCGAAUGACAGUGUCUAGGUUACCGCAGCUGACUGGCGGGAAAGUGUCUUACUGAGGCGAGUUCAUGGCGUUAAACUCCAGCGAGGAGGCCGGUUAGCGUUAAACUCCAGCGAGGAGGCCGGUUAGCGUUAAACUCCAGCGAGGAGGCCGGUUAGCGUUAAACUCCAGCGAGGAGGCCGGUUAGCGUUAAACUCCAGCGAGGAGGCCGGUUAGCGUUAAACUCCAGCGAGGAGCCUCCUCCUCACCUGCGCUUCCAGUCCGAGUUACGCUUCUUUGUGACUUGCUCACCAGUUGAGAGUGUGUGUGAUUCCCUGCAGCCAAAGCCUGUCUGAUGGUUUAGUUCAUAACCUUCAGUCGAGGUCCAAACUGAAACCUGCCCGUGGAGGGCAAAGCGGUUGGAGUAUCAGCAGGAAAGGUCUCACAAAAGCAGAGAUUAAAAAGAGGAAACUGGGAAUAACUAACUCCUUGGCCUUCUUGGACGUAUAAGUCUCCGAGAGGAAAGGGAUCACUGAGUUCAGAUACAGUAUUUGUAGGGUCAACCAAGGAUAUCAUUCGCAAACAGAAAAAUGCUUAGGAGUGUGUCAUCACGGUUAUUCAGACAGGUUGUCAGACACAACUCCACAGACACCAGUCUUAUCUUGGAGAGAUCAAUUAACAGAGUACAGCUGCUGGGUCGGGUGGGGCAGGACCCAGUUAUGAGACAGGUAGAGGGUAGAAACCCAGUCACCAUCUUUUCCGUGGCAACUAAUGAGAUGUGGCGCUCUGGAGAGGGAGAGUCUGUAAAUACAGGAGAUAUCAGUCAGAAGACAACAUGGCACAGAAUCUCUGUGUUCAAGCCUGGUCUAAGAGAUGUGGCCUAUCAGUUUAUAAAGAAAGGGUCUCGGAUUCUUGUGGAGGGGAAGCUGGACUAUGGAGAGUAUGUGGACAAAAACAACGUGAGACGGCAGGCCACCACCAUUAUUGCAGAUAACAUUGUCUUUUUAAGUGACAACAUACGGGAGAGAGUCUGAGGUGUCUUUGGAGAAGAUACCAAAUGUCUUCCAUCACGCUAGACUCGAUACUUCGUUGCUCUUGCGCAACUUUGUGUCUGCCCUGCAGUUACACAUCGGACAGAAUGUGGAAGUAACAGUUUUCCAGAAGUAACAGAUUUCCAUAUGUAUCCCUUUGCACUCUAGUGUGCUUAGAUACUGGUUUAAACCAUACAAAGGGUUUUUUUCUCUCUCUUUGUCAAAUAAUGUUGUAUUCAUGGUAUUUUACUGGCGCAUACUGAAGUGUAUUGUGAUGCCAAAAGUAAAACUGACAGACUGAUGUUUAAA
Messenger RNA from Pygocentrus nattereri (red-bellied piranha), 1485 nucleotides. It is a transcript of the gene ssbp1, whose product is annotated as single-stranded DNA binding protein 1. The transcript is spliced from 9 exons. Gene Ontology annotation, biological process: positive regulation of helicase activity; mitochondrial DNA replication. Bases 736 to 1179 code for a protein of 147 amino acids. Gene Ontology annotation, cellular component: mitochondrial nucleoid. Gene Ontology annotation, molecular function: single-stranded DNA binding. NCBI's taxonomy places the organism in Eukaryota, Metazoa, Chordata, Actinopteri, Characiformes, Serrasalmidae. The record is from RefSeq and is a predicted model, not a curated record.